Molecule: messenger RNA, 1690 nt
Organism: Uloborus diversus
Lineage: Eukaryota; Metazoa; Arthropoda; Arachnida; Araneae; Uloboridae
Exons: 5
Coding region: 1-708 (235 amino acids)
Source: RefSeq, a predicted model, not a curated record
AUGGUUUCUCUUGAUACCACCGGAUGCCUGAAAGGAGCUUUUACGACUACCCCCGGACCACUAUGCACCCUUGUUGAGUUCCACCAAUGUCUUCAGUCGCUGCAAAGUCACAGCAAUGACUUGACCUUCGCAGUCACACGCUAUGAGCUUCUUACACUUUGCGGCACACUGAAAGAGAGCGUGUCGUGCGUGGACAACCACAUGAAGCACUGCUUCAAUCCGACGCAAAGGAAGGUCUUCAACAGCGUCGUCGCAGGGGCGAGGCAAGUGCUGCUGGAACUGUGUGUGCCGGGGCCUAUCCAGGAAGCUUAUCUCCGGUAUGCGUCUUGCUUCAAGAAUGUUUCUCUCUCGGAAGAGAAGUGCGCGCCCAAAUACAGACACCUGAUGGAGCUCUCGGAAACUGUGAACAGGAGGAAGAGCGUCGACGAUGGACUCAGGGAUUCAUGCUGCGCCUUCGGUGAAUUCGUCACUUGUAAAUAUUUGCAUGUGGGCCAAGAUUGCGGACACGACGCAACCAGAUUUUUGCAGCAGCAUUUGGAUCGCAUUUCCAGUCCCCUCAUUCACGAGCAUUGCGCCAUCUACACUUACGCAUCCGAUGCCUGUGCCCCUACGUCGGCGACGUCCCCUACUAACACAGUGGCGUUUGAAACAUUUGCAUUCUCUGCGGCAUGGAUUAUCUCCUACUUGAUGACCAAGCACAAGGCUUGAGUUUGAUUAUCUCCUAAUUCAUGACCAAGCACAAAACUUGAAUUUGAUUAUCUCCUACUUGAUGACCAAGCACAAAGUUUGAACUUGGUUCUCUGAACUAGACAUGAAUGUUGUGUAUUUAAGGCAGAACAAACUCUUUGGAAAAGAAAAGCGAAAAUGAAACUUUUCGGCUUUCUUUUUCAAUUUUUAUUGAUGCGUCAAUAGACAUUUAUUUAGAAGUACUUAUAGAAAGUGAGUUCUUAAUCAAAAACUUUGCGCAAAAGCAAGAGUUGCGUAAUUAAACCACUCUUUGAAUAAAUACACCAGAAAUGGACGUGAAAUGAAAUUACUUUGAAAGCAGUGCUCCAUUCCUGAAAACGCCUAGGUUCCAUGCGUAUAUAAAUUUAUAAACAGGGUUUCCCUGAAUGCUAUGUUCAAACUUGGACUAGAGGUAGAGAACACGAUAGUAAGCAGAAAUUUCUUUAGGACAGAUGAUCGCAAUGCUGACGUGCUAUAUGCAGACAAAGCCAGAUAAUGACGGAUGUGAAACAGGUGAUAAAUUUAUUACACAAUGACGAUUUUACACAACAUUUUAGAUUUUAAGAAUGGUUUAAAGCGGUUUUUUGAAAUUGUUGCUAGUAAUUAUAACAUGCGCGUCACAACGACAACGAACUUGUCAAAAUGGAUCGUAAUUUUGACGCUCGGUACGCUGUCACUGCCAGCAUACAUAUGCAGUAGCAAAAUUACAAGAAGCUCUUCCUAAUAACUGAAAUGUAGGGUCAAAUUUUAUUUGUAUGAUAAUUUAUCAUUUUUUGUUACAUUUUUCGCGUCUUUCUGUGUCUGGCUUCGUGUGCAUAUAGCGCGUCAGCAUUACAUUUGUCACCUUAUGUUCCUAAGUGAUUCUUGUUUGUCAUCGUGUUCUCUACCUCUACUCUAAGUUUGUACACGACCUUCAAAGACACCCUAUAUGUAUAUGUGUGCAUGAAUGAAAAAUCUUUUUUGA